CAGCACUGUCAGCAGGAUGCUGAUAAUUAUAUAGCGCCGUCACUAGUUGACCAAUCGACUAUGGAACCGAUCGCACGUCUUGUCAAAGUGUCCGUCCCGAAUUAUCUGGCCGGUUUACCGAUUCCAGAUUCGAUAGGCGGAUGGUUCCGACUGGGAGUGAAGGACUGGUUCGCCCUUUUGCCACCCACUGCCUUUGUCGUAGGUAUGGGAUAUAUGUCCUACAGAGCGUUUUGUCCUCACGGCAGACCUACGCCAAAUGGUUGUGUUAAUCUCAAAGUAAAGAAAGACAUUGCAAAAGUGGUGGACACUGUUGAUAUCGAAGAUAUCUCUGAAAAAGCUGUAUUUUGUCGCUGCUGGAGAUCUGAAAAUUGGCCAUACUGUGACGGUACUCACGGACGUCAUAACAAGGAAUGCAAUGACAAUGUGGGUCCACUUAUCGUCAAGAAGAAAGACUAGAAUUUGAUCACAUUGAUUAAUUACCAAUUCAUUGGAAAUUUCUCAUCAUUGUAAGAUAUUUACGCGCCAUAUUGUAGAUAAAUAUGUGAGGAAGGGUCAAAUAGCUGAAUCUUUAUCUUCCUCUGUAGAUAAAUUUUACAAAACAGUGUCUACCAAUUUAUUUUUUAAGACGCUUGUCUCUAAGGAAAGGGUAUCUAAGGGAAGAUUUAUAAAUAAAUUUAUUUCGAUAAUAUA
Solenopsis invicta (red fire ant) is the source of this 690-nucleotide messenger RNA. RefSeq names its product CDGSH iron-sulfur domain-containing protein 2 homolog (gene Cisd2). NCBI's taxonomy places the organism in Eukaryota, Metazoa, Arthropoda, Insecta, Hymenoptera, Formicidae. The transcript has 4 exons. The record is from RefSeq and is a predicted model, not a curated record. The coding region runs from base 61 to 456 and encodes 131 amino acids. Gene Ontology annotation, biological process: regulation of autophagy. Gene Ontology annotation, cellular component: mitochondrial outer membrane; intracellular membrane-bounded organelle. Gene Ontology annotation, molecular function: 2 iron, 2 sulfur cluster binding.